AUGUCAUCUUCUGCCCAUUUAAGCACCCCCUCGACUGUUUCCGACAUCUCCGAUGUGAAUAAUGCACAGUCCACCCCAUCAGGAUUCGUUUCAACCACUCGAGAACAUAACCAUGCAGAACUCGCGCAUUAUGGCCACCCUCAGGCAUUUAACCAUACUACAGAGUUCAAAGCUUCACAUUUGUGUAGGCAGGGUCCGCUGCCUCAACUGUCCCACUCCCACCCCACACACCAUGGUUUCAGCCUUCCACCUCUCCACAUGUACACACCUGGAUCUAUGUACUUGAGUCACCCUGCCCCCAUGCUUCAUUCUACCUCGACUCGUGUUGGUCCUCACUCUACACCUCGACUUGACGAAAAACCAGCCCCAUCUGAUGAUGAGUUGGAACAACCAUUACUCCCGCCUCCAGCUAAAGGCAAAAAAUGUGCAUCAGCACCAUCAGGACAAGUGUCAAAGCCUCUUGCCAAGAAGGAGAAAACCGAGGUGCAGUCGAAAGUUGGCAAGGGCAAGGGGAUGGCUAAGCCCAAGCUGGAGCCUGACGGCAGCGAGGCCCGAAAAAAGGGAUGCAAAGCUGGUGCCACAGGCUACUCCAUUCAAGAAGUUGAGCAUCUUCUCAAGGAGAUCAAUAGGUGUAUCCCGCUUAGUGGUAAAGCAUGGGAUGCUGUUACUGUCAGUUAUAAUGUAUGGGCUCAACGUAAUUGUGUUUCUGAGCACUCGACUAAAGCUAUUCGAGCAAAGUAUGAUGCGAUCACUCGUAUUGAAAACCCAACUGGUGAUGCCACCAUUUCUCUCAAGGCAGGCACUAUUGCCUUGGAUGACUCAGAGUGGGACGAUGGGGCCAGUGAUGGCAAAAGUGAUAUGGAGGUGAAAGAUGUUGUUGAAAUCUCCACCGAUGAUGACGAAGAACCGAAAAGUGUCAAAUCCAAGCACGCUGGCCCAAAGAAAUCUGUUGUCAAGGCCUUUCAUGCAAAUCCUUUGCUUGAACCUGGCCUUCGACGUCCACGCACUACUGCUGCCUCAGAGGCACUCUCUUCACUCACAUCAGUCUUUAACCCUACAGUCAUGAAGGACUGCGACGAGAGCCAACUGUCACAGAUGGUUCAAUUUAACCAGAUCAACACCUUGCAGACUGAACUUCCCGAGGCUCAUCUGCGAAUUGAAGGUCUCAAUAACCGCCUGUUACAAGAGGCUCGCCAUGCUGACCGUGCUGAGAGCCAGGUCGAAAUGCUCAAGUAUAUGCUGUCAUCAUGCGAUGAUUCACAGCCUUAUCAUUCUCCUUCACGGUCUCACUAUUCUCCACCUCGACAGCAGGCCCAUACUGAUGAUUCACGGCCUUUUCGUACCCCUACCCCUUCACGGUCUCACUAUUCUCCACCUCGACGGCGUCCUUACCAUCACCAUCACUCUUCUCCUUCUCGUUGUUCCCCUCAAUGGACACCCACAUCUCCAACACUCAAGCACCAUGUCAACUGGCGGUUGAAUGCCAAGAGUGUUACAGUAACAUGGCAUGAGUCCCCUGCCAGCAGACAGCCCUCUGCCACCGCACGGCUAUAG
Suillus discolor is the source of this 1554-nucleotide messenger RNA. RefSeq lists its product as uncharacterized. The transcript is spliced from 5 exons. Lineage: Eukaryota; Fungi; Basidiomycota; Agaricomycetes; Boletales; Suillaceae. Bases 1 to 1554 code for a protein of 517 amino acids. The record is from RefSeq and is a predicted model, not a curated record.